Messenger RNA from Xiphophorus hellerii (green swordtail), 4766 nucleotides. RefSeq names its product exportin 6 (gene xpo6). Gene Ontology annotation, molecular function: nuclear export signal receptor activity; small GTPase binding. The coding region runs from base 773 to 4219 and encodes 1148 amino acids. Gene Ontology annotation, biological process: protein export from nucleus. Lineage: Eukaryota; Metazoa; Chordata; Actinopteri; Cyprinodontiformes; Poeciliidae. The record is from RefSeq and is a predicted model, not a curated record. The transcript has 24 exons.
GUCAAAAGAGGAAGUUGUGAGGCAGACUCCAACCUGACGCUAGCCGCCCUAAGCUUUGAAAAAGGAAAUAGCAGGAACAGACGUGUGUAGAGAUAUUCUAUUAAUAAUUGCACGGUUGUAAGAUGAGUGUUCGAUAUGAAUAUUAAUUUGAGCCGAAAUAAUAAACCGUAAAGAGAAUUCGUCGUGAGCAACGGCCACGGAACCAUGCCUGCGGUUGACAUUUAAGCUAACGAAAAUGAUGCCUCCAGCCUUCUAGAAAAGCUAACAGCUUUAGCCGCAUCCGCUGCAGCGGUAGCAACUGGGUAUUUUGGCGACGAAAUGGCAGACUUUGAGCGCUGAUUAAUGCUUUGUGACUUCAGUGGGAUCGAAAGAGGCAAAUCUGGCUCUUUGUUUUCGACGAAUGGUCGCUCGGUUUGUAGAACUAACGGUAAAUGGCGACCUACGACAAUGCAGCUAACUUUUAAUUUUGAGACGGACUCUUCAACGUUCAGACUGUUUUAACUUGCGAGGUUUUAUUACGGAACGGUAAAUAUACCGGUCGCACUGCAGUCGUUAUUUUAAGUAAAACGGCAACUAUUUUUGGCCAUCGCUGUGUGCAGAGCACCAACCCAGCAGUUGUGCACCAUGAUAAAUGCGGUGUGCGGUUGCGUUAGCCAGAAACACCUUAGCCUGUGUUAGCAUAGAAUUUACUAGCAACGUACUAAUGUUGGCCUAUUACGGUCAACUGAUCAGCGACUGAACAAACUGAAGGACGCAUCUGAGUCAGGCUAACAUGGCUUCGGAUGAAUCAUCGCUGCGUGCGUUGGAGAACCUGAUGACAGAGUUCUUUCAUAGCUGCACGACCAAUGAGCGGAAACGGGAAAUAGAAGAGCUGUUGAAUAACUUUGCACAGCAGAGUGGAGCAUGGCGCCACUGCUUGUUCUUCCUCUCCAAUACUCGGAAUGAGUAUGUAAUGAUGUACAGUCUCACAGUAUUUGAAAAUCUGGUGAACAAAAUGUGGAUUGGAUUGGCUUCACAAGACAAGAUGGAGAUUCGCAGCUGUCUUCCCAAACUCCUACUUGCUCAACACAAGUCCGUGCCGUAUUUCAUCCGUAACAAACUCUGCAAAGUCAUCGUGGAUAUUGGUCGUCAAGACUGGCCAAUGUUCUACCACGAUUUCUUCACAAACACCCUUCAGCUGAUCCAGACCCCAGCUCUUGCUCCACUGGGUUUGAUGAUGUUGAAAACCACAUCAGAAGAACUUGCUUGUCCUCGAGAAGAUCUCAGCGUUGCCAGGAAAGACGAGUUGCGUAAACUGCUGCUGGAGCAGGUGCCAACCGUGCUCGGACUGCUGACCGGUAUCUUGGAGACUUACUGGGACAAACACAGCGUCAUUGCUUCUACUCCACCUCCAUCACCCACUUCUAGGGAAAGUGUGGAAUUGCUGGGCAGUUUGUUUCAGGGCAGCCAAUACUCAAAGCUGCUUUGUCAGCCUAUGGCUGCGUUGGACAAUGAGAGUCAUCAGCUCUGUUGUCUUGUUUUGGAGUGCUUGGCUCACCUGUUCAGCUGGAUCCCACUGUCCACAAGUAUUACACCCACCCUGCUGGCAUCCAUUUUCCACUUCGCACGUUUUGGUUGCGAUCUACGGACAAAGGCCAAGACGGGAGCGCUCAUCUCCUCCACUUCUAACGGACCGCUCAACCCUGGGGCUGUGCCAACGACAAACGGGGAGGGUCGAAACGGACAGCAGAGCGAGGUCAAUAAGGCGGAUCGUGCUCGUCUCGGCGUGCUUGCCAUGACCUGUGUCAAUGAACUGGUGUCAAAGAACUGCGUGCCAAUGGACUUUGAGGAGUACCUGCUUCGAAUGUUCCAGCAGACGUUCUUUCUUCUGCAGAGGCUGACGCGAGAGAACAAUGCUCAUACGGUCAAGAGCCGCUUACAGGAACUCGAUGAGAGUUACUUGGAAAAGUUUACAGAUUUCCUGCGCCUGUUUGUGAGUGUUCACUUGAGACGGAUCGAGUCAAGUCCUCAGUUUCCAAUUGUGGAGUUUCUGGGUCUGCUUUUCAAAUACACCUUCAACCAGCCUACACAUGAGGGAUACUUUGCUUGUUUGGACAUUUGGAGUGUGUUUUUGGAUUUUCUGACGACCAAAAUAAAAAGCAGACUCGCUGACAGAGAAAGUGUACUUAACAGGUACAAAGAUGCCUUAGUUCUUCUGCUGAGGGAAAUUCUCAAUCGCAUUCAGUUCAGAUUCAACCAGGCCCAGUUGGAGGAGCUGGACGAUGAGACUCUGGAUGAUGAUCAACAGACAGAGUGGCAAAGGUACCUACGUCAGAGUCUGGAGGUGGUUGCCAAGGUGAUGGAACUGCUGCCAUCCCAUGCAUCUUCUACCCUGUUUCCAGUCCUGCAGGAAAAUUUGGACGUGUACCUGGGGUUGCGGCAGUUUAUCGUCACCACUGGCUCGAGCCAAAGACUGAACAUUACAGCAGAGAAUGACUGUCGCAGACUCCACUGUUCUCUCAGGGACCUCAGCUCGCUGCUACAGGCAGUGGGACGCUUAGCUGAGCAUUUCAUUGGAGAGGUGUUUGCUGCACGCUUCACUGAUGCUCUGGCCGUGGUGGAGAGGUUGGUUGAAGUGACUUGCUAUGGCUCCCAGACCAGCCUUUAUGACCUGGAGACAGCUGUGCCUUCUGUGCUCAAACCUGACCUCACCGACGUACAUGCGCAGGCUCUGGCUGCUUUGCAAGCCUAUUCCCACUGGCUCGCUCAGUUCUACAGUGAAGUCCACAGUCAGAACCAGAGCCAGUUUAUCAACCUCAUCACUUCUGCAGUAAAUGCUAGCAGCCCACUCAUCACAACUAAGGUACCUGAGAAGUUGCUGCUCUCUGCCAGCCAUCUGAUGGUUUCCAUCACCGCUACAGUGAGGCCGGUGUUUCUGGUCACUUUGCCAGCCAUUCAGAACAUCUUCAACCGGAUUACUACAGAGAAUCAGAGCCAAAGACUUCCCCAAGAGGCUCACAUGUUCGUGUGCAGAGCUUUGUCCAACAUGCUGUUGCUUCCAUGGCCAAACUUACCGGAGAGCGAGCAGCAGUGGCAAACGCGCUCCAACAGCCACGCCAGCCUUGUGGCCUCGCUCACUAGGGAAUAUCGCAUUUUAAGAGGAACGGUGAACAUUAGUCCACGACAGCCGGGCCUGGAUAAUGUGAAAGCAGUGAUACAGCAGACUCUGCCUGUGCUCAGGGAUAUAGUCGACAGCAUUUCGAGUGAAUCCACAAAAUCCCGUCAGAUCUGUUACCAGAGUCUUCAGGAGUCUGUCCAAGUGACUCUUAACCUGUUCCCGGUUUUCAUUCAGCAGCCAGAUGUGACAGACGAGAUGCUGGCCUUCUUCUUGACUCUGUUUCAAGCGCUGCGAGUCCAAAUGGGUGUUCCUUUCACGGGGCAGAUCAUUCACACUUUCCUCAGCAUGUUCACGAGGGAGCAGCUGGCUGCCAGCAUCUUGCAGGAAGGCAGCGCCGGAUGCAGGGUGGUGCAGAAGUUCCUGAAAAUUCUGCAGGUGGUGGUGCAAGAACCCGGUCAAGCUUUCAAGCCCUUCCUGCCCAGCAUCCUGUCACUGUGCAUGGAGCAGGUCUACCCAGUGGUGGCAGAGCGAUCCUCGCCGGAUGUCAAGGCAGAAAUGUUUGAGUUGCUUUACCAAAUACUUCACCAAAACUGGAGGUACUUCUUCAAAACCUCAGUCUUAACGAGUGUGCAAAAAGGAGGCGUCGACGACACCAUGGAGAACGAGGCCCAGUUCACAGCAGCCAUGCAGGCUUUUGGACAGUCCUUCCUGCAAACUGAUAUCCACAUCUUCAAGCAGAAUCUGUCGUAUCUGGAGUCACUUAACAGCAAGCACAAGUUGUACCACAGAAAGCUUUUCCGGACCUCGAUGCUCUUCCACUUCAUCAACGUGCUCCUCCAAGUCCUUCUGCACAAAAGUCAUGACCUCCUGCAGGAGGAAAUAACCCUGGCCAUUUACAACAUGGCCUCUGUUGACUUCGAUGCCUUCUACUCGGUUUUCAUGCCGCAGUUCCUGAAUGGUUGUCAAGGUGUGGACAGCAAUCAGCGGGCCGUUCUCGCACGCAACUUCAAGCUGGAACAGGACCUGCCCUCAUUCACUCAAAGCGUGCAGAGACUGGUGAACGACCUCCGCUACUACAGACUGUGUAACAGUAGUUUGCCCACUGGCACCAUCAAGCUAUAGCAGAGCGACUGCUUGAACCACUCCACCUGUCCGCUGUGAUCUUCAAAGACUGCCUGUGCUGACCACUCUGACCAACACUCCUCCACUUUGGCUUCGCCACACUCAAAGCAACGGCAAGGAGCAACACACACAUUUCUUGGUUGAGUAGCGGGAGGGUGAGCAUGCUGCUGAUUUUUUUUUUUUUUUUUUAAUUAUUAUUUCUACUGUAAAAGGUUGGCACAUUGGUCUUUCUCUGUGAGCAGUGUCCUCCUUUAGUGUCUUGCCAAUGAACAUUUGAUGAGGAAAUGUAAACCUGGUCUGCAGUUAGCAUCUGCGCAGACCUGGAGCUGUCUGAGCCAGGCCUUCUCUCCCAUUCUGCUGCAAUAAAGCUGGGCUGGGACUGAGCACUUUCAACUCAUUAUGAGUUUUUUUAAAUGUCUGCUUUUAUUCAUAUUUGCCUUUUUCAUCUCCAAAGGAGACAGAAUCUCGACUUAAGAUCUUUCAUAUCAUUCCAUUCUGAAGACGUGAAAACUGCUUGAUUUAAUAAAUUGCUUUUUUUUUUACUACA